GGAGAGCAUCUCCAGUAAGCAAAGUGGCCUCUCCCCCCACCGCCCCUCUCUCUCUCUCUCUUCAAAUUGGCCUUUUUCGGCUUCUUCCUCACUUUCUCUGUAGUGGUAGGAGAGUUACCAUUUUCUGGUCCUCAGGCGCAAUAUCUACACCGAAGCUUGCCUUGACUCCGGCGAACUUCAAUGCGUCUUUUUGCGUAAUCUCUCAGCUUAAAAAGCUCCUGCCUUUUCUUUCUCCAAGCUUAGAUCUUUCUCCAUUUGUGCUGAACAUGAGCUCCCGACUUCAUCUACCGCUCUGCUUCUUCUUCAUCCUACCGCUCCUCGUUCUCUCCGCGACGCCAACCCUAAACGACGAUGUCCUGGGUUUAAUCGUCUUUAAGGCCGACAUCGAAGACCCGGAUUCAAAGCUUGCAUCUUGGAACGAAGACGACGACACCCCUUGCAACUGGUUCGGAGUCAAAUGCGACCCAAACUCCAACCGAGUCUCAGAGCUCGCCCUCGAUGGGCUCUCCCUCUCCGGCAAGCUCGGUCGCGGCGUUCUCCAGCUUCAAAACCUACAAACCCUUUCACUUUCGAGAAACAACUUCUCCGGCUUCCUCAUCGCCGAACUUCUCCGUCUGGAGAGCCUUCGGAGCGUCGAUCUUAGCCAUAACAGCUUCUCUGGCUCAAUUCCUGAUGGAUUCUUCUCGCAAUGCGGGUCCUUGAGGUUUCUCUCUAUAGCUAACAACAGGAUUUCUGGGGAGAUUCCUUCCAAUGUGAGCUCUUGCUCCACCCUUGCAGCACUGAACCUUUCCUCCAACCAGCUUUCUGGUGCUUUGCCGGGCGGAAUUUGGUCUUUGAGUGAUCUCCGGUCUCUUGAUCUCUCUGAUAAUGCUAUCGCCGGAGAGAUUCCGGUGGGGAUUGGCCGGAUGUUCAAUCUCAGGUCGGUGAACUUGCGCGGGAAUCAGCUCUCAGGGAACUUGCCUGAGGAUAUUGGGGGCUCUUUACUUUUAAAAGAUAUUGAUGUUGGCGGGAACAUGCUCGUUGGAUCUCUUCCGAGCUCCUUGCAGAGGCUUUCCAUGUGCAGUUAUCUUGGAUUAGGCUCAAAUUCCUUCUCUGGUGAGCUUCCAGAUUGGAUAGGAGAAAUGACGAAUCUUCAAACUUUGGAUUUGUCCCGAAAUCAAUUUUUGGGCCAGAUUCCAGGUUCCAUUGGUCAUCUUCAAGCCUUGGAAGGACUUGACCUUUCUGAGAACAACUUUACUGGGAGAUUGCCGGAAUCCAUGGCUAACUGCACAAGCCUUCUUGAUUUGGAUUUGAGUCGCAAUUUUCUAACUGGCAAUCUGCAACAAUGGAUCUUCCUUCUAAGGUUGAGAAAGAUCAAGGUUGCAGAGAACAAACUGAGUGGAUUUAUUCAAAUUCCCGCAGCAAGUUCUUCAACAAUAACAGUGCUGGAUCUUUCCAGGAACACCUUCUCUGGAAAUAUUCCGAAUGAAAUUUCAGCCAUCCAGAGCUUGCAGUUCUUGAAUCUAUCCUCAAACAGAAUCUCAGGCACUAUCCCAUUAGCAUUUGGUGAAUUGAAGUCCGUUGAAGUUAUUGAUUUGAGUGGGAAUCAGCUCAUUGGUAGCAUUCCAUUUGAAAUUGAAGGAGCAUUAGCCUUGAAAGAGCUAUUACUGUCAAAAAACUCUAUCAGUGGAGAAAUUCCUGGAAAGAUUAGUAGCUGUGCUUCCCUCACUUUGCUGGAUCUUUCACAGAAUAAUCUCACUGGCUCAAUUCCUCCAAGCUUAGCCAAUCUCACCAAUCUCCAAAAUGUAGAUCUUUCUCUUAACAAGCUCACAGGAAGCCUACCAAAGCAACUGGGUGACCUUCCUCACCUUCUCUCUUUCAACAUCUCCUACAACAACUUCUCAGGUGAUCUUCCUGCUGGGAACUUCUUCAAUACUAUUUCGUUUUCCUCCAUUGCUGACAAUCCAGACCUUUGUGGUGCUGCUGUCAACCGUUCCUGUCCUGCUUUCCUUCCCAAGCCCAUAGUGCUUAACCCCAAUUCCUCCUCAACCUCCACUCCCUCUUCAACCUCAGCUCUUCCUACUGAAAACUACCACCACAAGAAGAUUGUCUUCAGCAUAUCUGCCCUUGUUGCCAUUGCUGCUGCUGCCAUUAUCAUCCUUGGUGUCAUCACCAUAUCUAUCAUAAACCUUGGAGUGAAAACAUCGGCUUCGCAUUCUGCCGCCGCAAUGGCUGUUACUGAUGACUACCUCAGACAAUCUCCCACUACUGAUUCCAGCUCUGGAAAGCUUGUCAUGUUCUCUCGAAAUGACCCUGAGUUUUGCGCCGGAGCUCAUGCUUUACUGAACAAGGAUUGUGAGCUUGGCCGUGGUGGCUUUGGUGCUGUCUACAAGACCAUGCUCCAAGAUGGCCGGCCGGUGGCAAUCAAGAAGCUCACUGUUUCAAGUGUAGUGAAAUCCCAACAAGAUUUUGAGCUGGAGGUGAAGAAGCUGGGGAAAUUGCAGCAUCCCAAUCUUGUUACUCUUGAAGGUUAUUACUGGACUUCUUCUUUACAACUCAUAAUCUAUGAGUAUGUAUCCGGUGGGAGUUUAUACAAUCUCCUCCAUGAAAGCUCAAAGAGUAAGACUCUUUCAUGGCAAGAACGGUUUGACAUAAUUCUAGGGACUGCAAAGAGUUUGGCUUAUCUUCACCAACACGGUGUAAUACAUUACAACCUGAAAUCAUCUAAUGUAAUGCUUGAUGAUUCUGGGGAGCCUAAGGUUGGAGAUUAUGGAUUGGCAAAGCUGUUGCCGAUGCUCGAUCGGUACGUCCUCAGUAGUAAGAUUCAGAGCGCGUUGGGAUACAUGGCGCCUGAAUUCGCAUCUAGGACUUUGGUGAUUUCCGAGAAGUGCGAUGUCUAUGGAUUUGGAGUGCUUGCACUUGAGAUUGUGACAGGGAGGAAGCCGGUGGAGUAUGCUGAGGAUGAUGUGAUUGUUCUUUGUGACGUGGUUAGGGGAUUGCUUGAUUUGGAUAGAGUUGAGGAUUGCAUGGAUGCUAAGCUCUGUGGGAAGUUUCCAAUGGAAGAGACUAUACCAGUGAUCAAGCUCGCCUUGAUUUGUACUUCACAGGUGCCAUCAAGCCGGCCAGAUAUGACUGAGGUGGUUAACAUACUUGAGCUAAUCAGGUUUCCUCAAGGUACCUCAGAAGAAGAACUGAGUUGAAGUUCUAGAUAAAAUCAUCAAAUUUUUUGAGAAUUUUAUGGAUCUGAGUAGGAAAAGAGAAAGGAGAAAGGAAGAAUGACUGUUUUCUGGUGAAGAGGAAUCCGGUUCUUUUUUCCAUAUGUAGAAUUUUACACUCCAAUUUGCUCGGUGCUUCUUGUUGCCGGAUUCCUCUUCACCAUGCUAUGCUUUUGAUUUGCUUAGUUUUGACGAGAAAAUGUUCUCUUUUUAGGUCUUUAGUCAUGUGAGCUGGUUUUCAAACUUUCUAAUUUCUAACGGUCUAAUUCCCUUGAAGACCUUUGAAGCAUCGGUGCAAUUUUUUUUUAAAAUUCUCUUGAUUUCUGAUCUUAGAA
This is a messenger RNA of Dendrobium catenatum, 3529 nucleotides long. RefSeq names its product probable LRR receptor-like serine/threonine-protein kinase IRK. Gene Ontology annotation, biological process: protein phosphorylation. Lineage: Eukaryota; Viridiplantae; Streptophyta; Magnoliopsida; Asparagales; Orchidaceae. The record is from RefSeq and is a predicted model, not a curated record. The coding region runs from base 267 to 3179 and encodes 970 amino acids. Gene Ontology annotation, molecular function: ATP binding; protein kinase activity; protein binding. The transcript has 2 exons.